Aureobasidium subglaciale EXF-2481 is the source of this 2499-nucleotide messenger RNA. RefSeq lists its product as uncharacterized. Gene Ontology annotation, molecular function: RNA polymerase II CTD heptapeptide repeat phosphatase activity. The transcript has 3 exons. Bases 1 to 2499 code for a protein of 832 amino acids. Gene Ontology annotation, cellular component: nucleus. NCBI's taxonomy places the organism in Eukaryota, Fungi, Ascomycota, Dothideomycetes, Dothideales, Saccotheciaceae. The record is from RefSeq and is a predicted model, not a curated record.
AUGCGCAUCGUCACCCCCAAGAACCUGCACUAUCCCAUCACCGUCACGAGACUCCUUCGCCAGCCGCAAGAACAGAUCGACUACAAUGCGCCCCUGUUCACCUACCAGUACAAGACAAAGGUGCUCGAGGGCGAUGAGGAAACGCGCGAGGCCAAGCUGGUCGAGCGGCUGUGGCCCUCGACCUUUGAGAGCACUGCUGAAGGCACCCUGACCGAAUGGCACCUUUCCGUAGGACGCGUGAUAACCGGGCCUGGUAUUCCCAUUGUCGACGUCGAGGAAGCAUGCAAACACGAGGUGCAGUUCGGGAACCUUUGCGCCGACUGCGGCAAGGACAUGACGACCGUCAGCUACAACACUGUUACACGCGACACGGCGAGAGCGACCGUCAAUGCUGUCCACGGCCACACGUCACUCCUCGUCUCGACCGCCGAGGCCUCCAAGUCGGACGAAGAAGCAAAGCGCCGUCUCCUGUCGUCUCGCAAACUCUCGCUGGUCGUCGAUCUCGAUCAGACCAUCAUCCAGGCUACCGUCGACCCUACCGUGGCCGAAUGGCAGAAGGAUCCGCAGAACCCAAAUUAUCCCGCUGUCAAAGACGUCCGCGCAUUCCAGCUCAUAGACGAUGGUCCGGGUGCAAGAGGCUGUUGGUAUUACAUCAAGUUGCGUCCUGGUCUUGAGCACUUCCUCUCCACCAUCUCAAAGUACUUUGAGCUCCACAUUUACACAAUGGGCACCCGUACGUAUGCUCAGAGUAUCGCCAAAAUCGUAGACCCUGAUCGCAAAAUCUUCGCCGACCGCAUUCUCAGCAGAGACGAAAGUGGCAGCCUGACUGUCAAGAACCUCAAGCGUCUAUUCCCUGUCGACACCAAAAUGGUCGUUAUUAUCGACGAUAGAGGCGACGUCUGGCACUGGUGUCACAACCUUGUAAAGGUCACCCCGUACGAUUUCUUUGUUGGCAUCGGCGACAUCAACUCCAGCUUCCUCCCCAAACGCCCCGGAUUAGAGCCAAGUCCUUCUACAUCUGCCAACUCGGAUGCAUCAACAGCUGCCACUGUUGCUCAGCCGGCUACCAGCCCGUCGAGUGAUCCAACAGGAAACAAGGUCUCAGCAAUCGAUCAAUUGGUCUCCAUGGGUGGUGGCAACGACCCUACAAAGCUCAAGGAGCAAACGUCAGAGCAAGGAGAAGCCAUCAGCGCUCAGCUCACAGAUCGUCCCCUUCUGCAAAAACAGAAAGUUCUUGAUGCUGCAGAAGAAGACAGUAAUGGUCUGGCUGAAGCCUCUUCUGACAAUGACGCAACUUCCGCGCCGGAGCCAUUAGCCGACGUGCAUAAUAAGUAUCGUCACAAUUUGCUGCAAGACAACGACGACGAGCUGCACUAUCUCCAGCGAAGUCUCCAAAAUGUCCACUCAGCCUUCUUCCAAGAAUACGAUCGAAAGGCUUCGGGGCCUGCAGAUGGCCGUGUCGCUGAACUGCGUACCGGUCCCGACAACAGUCGAAUUACGGAAAAUCUUGGCAGCAUUCCGGAUGUGACCAGCAUAAUGGCAGCGAUGAAGCUUAAGGUACUCCGCGGAGUUCAUCUGGUUUUCUCUGGUGUGAUGCCAUUGGGUGUUCAAGUCCAAAAUCAUGAUUUCGCGAUCUGGGCUAAGAGUUUCGGCGCUACCGUAUCAGAGAACAUCACCAAGCGUACCUCCCAUGUGGUAUCUUCGCCGUUGCGAAAGACAGCCAAAGUCAGGCAAGCCGCCAAGAAACCUGACAAGAUCAAAAUUGUAUCCCAGGAUUGGUUAUUCGCAUGUUUAGUACAGUGGCAGAAGAUUGAUGAGGCUCCGUUCCGACUGCACGCUGACUUAGAGAACGAGCCAAACGACCAAGCUACCAAUGGCCAAGGCUCACCUUUUGAUGGACCUGACCAAAACGCUCAAUUGUCGUCAUCAGACGAGGAAGCCGCUGUCACAGAGGACGAGGAUUCUGCCGAAACGUCCGGCACAGAGAACGAUACCGAUGCACAAGAGCAAGCGGAACUCGAGCGUUACAUGCCUACCUUGCCUCGCGAGCAAAGCACGACAGAUUAUGACGAUAGUCUUGCAGCAAUGCAUGCUGAACUCUAUGCGGAGGGCAUUUUCGACGGGGACAGCGAUACAGAAGGCUCUGUUCGCUCAGAGGCAGGAGAUGUGGAUUCGCUUCCUCCCAGUGCCAAUAAGAGGAAGAGAAGCGACGAUGACCAGUCCGAGGAUAAUGACGAUGAGAGUGAUUCAAGCUUGGGCUCUAGCAGACUCGAACGGCGGAAGAAGAAGGCACUAGCUAGGACGACAAGCCUUGUCAGCGUUUCUGCGGUCGACGACGCACAGAGGGUCAAGGCUGAAGCUCAGGCUGUUACCCAACAGGACACACCUGCGGAUACCAAAAACGACAUCGUCGAAGAUGAAGACGAAGACGACCUGGAUCUUGAGGCACAGAUGGAGGCGGAGAUGCUGAGACAAGCCGAAGAGGAGGGAUACCCAUGA